AUGAAGCUUAAAUUUAGGUGCUAAUGUGACAGCAGAUGGUCCCAUUUUCUGUCAUUAUAAACGACUGUUGGAUGGGCCAAGACACAAACCGAUUAGCAGAGUUUAUCCCACUUCAAAUAAAGAUAUUAGAGAACCACGACAUCCACAUACUCUAUCCAAAGUAAAGAAUAUCAGUUGCUACAAGAACAUUUAAAAUCUUCCUCUCACAACAUUUAAGAGUUUUAGUUUGAAAUUGUAUAUAACUAGUAUUUGGGCCUCCUACAACCAUGAAUCUAGACAGUGUUUCUACCAAAUACUUGAGAGGAUUGGAGUUGUGAAAUCUAAUAGUCUAUCUGAAACCUUUGUAUUCAGAAAAGGUUAUGUGAAACCUUAUGUUUAGUGAAGUCAUGCUGAUGCCUUUAUGUCCACUGGCUGUUAAUUGAAGGUUUAUAUUUAGUGAAGUCAUGUUGAUGCCUUUAUGUUCAGUGUCUGUUAGUUGAGGCAUUUCUAUUCAGUGUAAUUAAUUAAAGAUUAAAUAUAACUUGAGCACAUGAUUUAUGGAGAGUUAAGUGGGAUAGGUGAGCCCAACCAUCAUAAUCUAAGGGGUUGAUUAGAUCCAAGUAGAAAUCUAAGAACAAAUGAAGAACACUAAUUCAACACCUAUUGGUUCCUUGUGGUGUUUCAUGGCAACAACCACCAAAGUCAGACAGGAUUAUAUUACAAAAUAACUCUCAUGCUAAUUAUAUGUGAAUAAAGCUAUCAUAUAAAGUUGGGCGUACCCUACUCUUUAACAAUUUGUUUUAAAUUAGAUUGCUCAACAAAGACAUUAUAUUUGAUGGUGGUAUUAGGUUGCAUACAUCUCAUUUAUAUUCUCCACUUGAGAAAGUAUGAUUGGUAGGUAGGGACGUGUCAAGAGAAGUGAACCAGUGUUGAAUUUAAAAGCUAUCAUUACACAUGCGAUUGAUUACUUGAUCAUCAAAAUCUGAUUUUUAGUCAGAUGAUCUAAUAACUCUGACACAUAGAAGAUAAACGCAAGUAUAGAUCAAUAUUCAAGCCUUUGAUUGGCGAGAGAGUAGAUGCGCUAUAUGGAAAUGCUCCGUUCCCACUCAAGUAGUAAUAUGGCAUGAGGGAAGGUAG
Spirodela intermedia is the source of this 1116-nucleotide messenger RNA. Lineage: Eukaryota; Viridiplantae; Streptophyta; Magnoliopsida; Alismatales; Araceae. The record is from the annotation of a GenBank genome assembly.